UGUUGUUGUUUCACCGAGAGAAGUGGAUCAGUCGACAUUUUAAAAUAGACUUCUUCACGGGAAAUUUGAGGAUAAUUUGCCUUGUAUCUGCAAUUAGCUCCACGUUUUAGUGUGGUCUUGUUGUGCUUCAGAAAGGACUGGUUUGUGUCCCGUUUACAGGGUCUGAUAUUCAGCUGCCAGUGUUUUUAAGAUGACCAGUCAGUAUCAGCGAACUGUCCCUCCGGAAGUGAGGAAAGCAGAGGGGGAGCGGGUCCGAGCUAAACACCCCGAUAAAAUACCUAUUAUUGUGGAGAGGGCUGCUAGGUCACGAGCUCCAGAACUGGACAAAAAGAAGUACCUAGUUCCCUCAGAUCUUACAGUGGGUCAGCUGUGUUUCCUGAUUAGACAGCGAGUGUCUAUGAGGCCCGAGGAGGCUCUUUUCUUUUUUGUCAAGAACUCCCUACCCCCAUCCAGCAUGCCCCUCUCUGCAGUCUAUGAGGAGCAUCAUGAUGAGGACCUUUUCCUGUACAUGACAUACAGCAAUGAAAGUGUAUAUGGUGCCUGAAUCUGGUUAUGAAUGAUGGAGAAAGGUUGCAAAUGGAUGGUAAAGAAAGAGAAGAGGGAGACAGACUAAAAUUCCUAAUGUGUUACCACUAUAAUCCCAUAUAAGAUACGUAUGAUGAGCAAAGGGCUUAGGGAUAGCUAAAGGGUGAGGGGCUGGGUGGGCAUUUGUUUGAGUCAGUAUUUUGGAGUUAUACAUAAUAUUCACGAUCCAUGUCAGAAAUAUAAUUUGAAAUUUUGAAUUUUGAGGGUGGCGGAGCAAUGAAAAUUUGAACGAUCAAGGACGGAAAGUGAGAGUGGAGAAGGAUUAAGUUUGGAGAGAGAGGCCAGUUCAUCUUUCUCUCUUGUGGGUGAAUCACCUGUAUUUAAUGCAAAUAGUAUUUUUUGUAAAGUAAUAUCAAGAACUUUUUUGUGCAAAAUAAAAUCUUUGAAACAGUGA
Messenger RNA from Alosa sapidissima (American shad), 979 nucleotides. RefSeq lists its product as uncharacterized. The coding region runs from base 191 to 544 and encodes 117 amino acids. Gene Ontology annotation, cellular component: autophagosome membrane; cytosol; autophagosome. The record is from RefSeq and is a predicted model, not a curated record. Lineage: Eukaryota; Metazoa; Chordata; Actinopteri; Clupeiformes; Clupeidae. Gene Ontology annotation, molecular function: GABA receptor binding; ubiquitin protein ligase binding. The transcript has 5 exons. Gene Ontology annotation, biological process: autophagosome assembly; cellular response to nitrogen starvation; autophagy of mitochondrion.